AUGGCGCCAAGCCCGACUGCUGUCGGGAGUCUCCUGCGACAAGUGGUCUAUUACCAUCUCGACAGCGGCUCCUACGACAACGCCCUUUUCUUCGCCGAACGAUACGCCGCGCAAGACCCUCGAUCGAGCGAAGCCGCCUACCUGUACUCGCUAUGUCACCUUCGACUCGGCGACUACCGAUCCGCGUAUGAUGCGAGCAAACCGAUGGGAUUUCGUGGUGUGCAUUUGGGUUGCACCUGGGUCUUUGCUCAAGCGUGUUUGGCUCUGGAACGGUACAAAGACGGCAUCGCAGCUUUGGAUAAGGCCAAGGGCUCAUGGUCGCAAAAGAAUACCAUGGGCAAACACAGCGCAACGACUCGAGCUGCAUACCCCGAUACCCCUGCGGUGCUUUGCUUGCUGGGAAAGCUGUACCGCGGUUACGAUGACAAGAAGAGGGCUGUGAGCUCCUUUGAGGAGGCAUUGAAGCUCAAUGCGUUUCAAUGGGACGCUUUCAAGGCUCUUUGCGACAUGGGCGUCAAAGUUCGUGUGCCAAACAUCUUCAUGGCCAGCGACAGCUUACUACAGAACCUUGGUCAAGACUUGACAAUACAACCGCAGCAGCCUCCGAAGAAGUCAUCCAUGAGACCCGUGGCAGCCGACAUGGGGCCCGAUCCGUUUGGCGUUAGUUUUUCUGCCGCAGACAUGACUCCCAUGACCGAAAACAUGCUGGCAAAUACUGAGAGCGACUUCAUGUCCAGGAUGCAGAAUGCUAGAUUCAAGCUUAAGAGCUCAUCCAAUCACCAUCAAAACGACAUGGAGGGCCUCGAGACUCCAACAGGGCCGCCAGCGGAAGCAAUGAUGUCUCGGUCUAACAACCUGCAGGAACCACCCCAUGCGCCCGCCAGGAGGACCCGAAAUGCCCAGCAUGCCGACCAGACACUCGAAGCGCCGCCACGGAUGAACCAUCGACUUGGAUCGAGGAAAAAUGCUACUACACGGGAGAAGAACAGCCAAGAGCAGCCUUUGGAACCCAUCUCAGAUACCCCCAGCGCGCAUACCGGAAAUUCCAGGUCAAGUGCCAUGUCGACAACCGAUAGGAAACGAACGCUUGCCGGCCACCCAGUAUCACGAUCAACAAACAUGGAAGAACAUGCUACGAGGCGAAGUGCCCGAUUGAUAAAACCGUCGGGCAAACCGAACUCGACAGCAACAAACCCAGCUGCCGGAGGAGCUCCCGGUGGACGAGAGUUGAAAAAGGCUAGACCCCCAGUCUCUCGAAUGAUGCGGCCGGGUUCUGGUGGCUCCAACGCCGUAAGGGUUGUUAGUGGAAACCGAAAACCUUUGGAAGACCACAGCGGAGAAGGGGAAUACGAUGAGAUGGUCAAGGUCAGAGAAGCCUCAGUUCCGCCCUCCAAGGUUGCAGAACACAGCUUCGUAAAGUUCGAAGAGGCUUUGCGAUGGGUAAUGGAUUUGAUGAAGAAGCUUGGGAGUGGAUACUUUUUGCUAUCGCAAUUCCAGUGCCAGGAAGCAAUCCAGACAUUGAGUGCGCUGCCUGCAGCUCAUCAAAGCUCGCCCUGGGUUUUGGCGCUCAUGGGACGUGCCCACUAUGAACAGGCUUCAUAUGCCGAAGCAGACAAGUUUUUCCGCAGGAUGCGGGCACAAUGCCCCUCACGCCUGGAAGAUAUGGAAGUGUAUUCUACUAUUCUCUGGCAUUUGAAGCGGGAGACGGACCUCUCCUUUCUGGCCCAUGAACUUGUGGACGCCGCAUGGCACUCCCCGCAGGCGUGGUGCGCCUUGGGCAACGCAUGGUCUCUCGCGCGAGACCCCGAGCAGGCUCUCAAAUGCUUCAAGAGGGCCACCCAGCUGGACCCAAAGUUUGCUUACGGCUUCACGCUACAAGGACACGAGCAUGUCACCAAUGAGGAAUACGACAAAGCCCUCACGGCUUACCGGCAAGCGAUAUCAGCAGACAAGAGGCAUUACAACGCCUACUACGGCAUUGGAAAAGUUCACCAGCGCUUGGGUGCCUAUGACAAGGCCCUCACUCACUUCCAGGCUGCACAUGUCAUCAAUCCUAACAACGCCGUGCUGGUAACGUGCAUUGGACUGGCGCUCGAGAAGCAGAAGCAAAUUAUACCAGCACUGCGUGCUUAUUCCAAGGCAGUCGAGCUCGCUCCGCAAGCUGCUUCCGCGAGAUACAAGAAAGCGCGAGCUCUCCUCCUUGUUGGACAGAUUGAAGAGGCGCAGAGAGAACUUGUCAUAUUGAAGGAUAUGGCCCCAGACGAGGGCAUGGUACACUAUCUCUUGGCGCAGUUGCAUAGGAGUAUGAAUGAGAGGCAAGAGGCAGUCCGCCAUUACACUAUUGCUUUGGCAUUGGAUCCAAAGGCUGGCCCGCAGAUUAAGGAGGCGAUAGAGAGUUUUGAGGAUGAUAUACCAAUGGACGACUCAAUGAUUUGA
Messenger RNA from Trichoderma atroviride IMI 206040, 2436 nucleotides. The record is from RefSeq and is a predicted model, not a curated record. NCBI's taxonomy places the organism in Eukaryota, Fungi, Ascomycota, Sordariomycetes, Hypocreales, Hypocreaceae.